This is a messenger RNA of Malania oleifera, 1573 nucleotides long. RefSeq names its product phosphoglycolate phosphatase 1A, chloroplastic-like. The coding region runs from base 252 to 1346 and encodes 364 amino acids. Gene Ontology annotation, molecular function: phosphatase activity. NCBI's taxonomy places the organism in Eukaryota, Viridiplantae, Streptophyta, Magnoliopsida, Santalales, Ximeniaceae. The transcript has 11 exons. The record is from RefSeq and is a predicted model, not a curated record.
GAGAAAUCCAAGUCCCACCCUCGUCGUUGGGACUCCUUGAACGCAUUGGCGACAACGGUUGGACUUGGAGAGUAUGUGGAGGGAAAGAGCCACCCCACCUUCCGGAUGACAAACCACACCAAUAGACAUCCGCCACGUCACCGCAGGUGCGGCAUCCUAACCAACGCUCCCGCCCCCGCCCCCGCCCCCGCCCCCGCCCCACGUCCACUGGAAGACACUCGACAUAGAGUCAGGGAGAGAGAGAGAGAGAGAUGAUCAGCAGCGGCAGAGUAGCUUCCCUGGCUUCCCCCUCUCUGUUCCUGGCACAUGCAUCCUCCCAUUCUAGGUUCUUAGGGCUCAAGAAGCUCUCCUUUUCUGCUUCUUCCUCCGCCGCUUCCUUGGCCUGGUUCGCCUCCUCGUCUUCUCCUCCUCCUGCGACUAGAAUGGCGAGGAAUUUCACCACCCGAGCCUCCGCGCAGCCUCUCAAGAACGCCGACGAGCUUAUCGACUCGGUCAAGACCUUCAUCUUCGAUUGUGACGGAGUGAUAUGGAAAGGAGAUAGUUUGAUAGAUGGAGUCCCUGAAACCCUUGACAUGCUCCGGUCAAAGGGGAAAAGAUUAGUUUUUGUCACCAACAACUCAACAAAGUCUAGGAAACAGUAUGGGAAAAAAUUCGAAACACUUGGUCUUAAUGUUAUUGAGGAGGAAAUUUUCGCAUCAUCUUUUGCCGCUGCUGCAUAUCUGCAGUCCAUUAAUUUCCCAAAAGAUAAAAAGGUUUAUGUGAUUGGCGAGGAUGGCAUCUUGAAGGAGCUUGAGCUUGCUGGAUUUCAAUACCUUGGUGGGCCAGAACAUGGUGAAAAAAAGAUUGAGCUAAAACCUGGGUUUCUGAUGGAGCAUGAUAACAGUGUUGGGGCUGUGGUGGUUGGAUUUGAUCGUUAUUUCAAUUACUAUAAAGUUCAAUAUGGAACACUCUGUAUACGAGAAAAUCCUGGGUGCCUCUUCAUUGCUACCAAUCGUGAUGCUGUCACUCAUCUCACAGAUGCUCAGGAGUGGGCAGGUGGUGGUUCUAUGGUUGGUGCCAUUUGUGGAUCUACGCAACGUGAUCCAUUGGUUGUGGGAAAGCCUUCAACAUUUAUGAUGGAUUAUUUAGCUGACAAGUUCAACAUUCUCAAGUCGCAGAUAUGCAUGGUUGGGGACAGACUGGAUACCGAUAUUCUGUUUGGACAAAAUGGUGGUUGCAAAACCCUUCUUGUCCUCUCAGGUGUGACUACAUUGUCGAUGCUUCAAAAUCCCAAGAACACCAUACAGCCAGAUUUCUACACCAGUAAGAUUUCUGAUUUUCUUUCCCUCAAAACUGCAACUGUGUGAUCGUGCAAGCAUUUCACGGCAUCAUGCACAGGCUCGACAGUAUUAUCUUGCCAAAAAUGCAGAGGGAUAAAGUGCCUCUGCUUUUUUCUGCUCGAAAUUAUCAGUGCACAUAAAAUUUGCAGGGCUGUAUUGUUUAGGUGAACCAUCAUAAUAUUCAUGGUGCCAACAACAUAGAUUAUAUAUUUUUGUAUUUGAUUUAUCCCAAAUAUAAGUUCAUAUUUCUUGCA